Messenger RNA from Diatraea saccharalis (sugarcane borer), 1390 nucleotides. The record is from the annotation of a GenBank genome assembly. Lineage: Eukaryota; Metazoa; Arthropoda; Insecta; Lepidoptera; Crambidae.
GAAGAAUUUUGGAACAACAUCAUUCAGAGAUUUAUGUAUGUAAUGUCGCUUUAAAUUAAUGACAAUUUUAAUGGACGUUUCUGCUACUGACCGUGUCACUCAAAAACAGUAUUGCCAACUUAGCUAUUUUGGUACUAGAUCUGGCACUAUUUUCAUAAGGUUAGCUUUUAUCACCUAGCAUCAAAUCUAGCACUACCUAUUUAGAUCUUAAUUUAUUUUCUGCAUAGUUAGAUUUUAUAGGUAAUGUCAAAUAAAAUGAAAUGCGGAGAGAUUUAAAGAUGAUUAGAAAGACGAACGACGUCUCUACGUUACGAAAUAAAUUAGGAAUCUGAAUAUUUCUAUCUCCCAUUAUCCCACGCACGAUCUUACAUAAAAAAAUCGGUUUCAGAAGAUUCUUACUGUGAAGAAGAAUGAUAACUUUUAUUUUUAUAUUAAAAAAAUAGAAACGUAAGUUGUGCUUUUCCUUUAUUUUUGUAUAAGUAAAAAUAAAAUUGUUUAGUAUAUACAAUUUUUUUGGAUAUCCCUAGCAAUAUAAACACUUUACGUAACGAGUUGGCAACACUGACCAAAUAAUAAUUAAGAGGGCAACAUUAUUUUCCUGGGCAACGGUAGGCAAGAUGAUUUAUAAACAAAAAUGAGCUUACAAAAUGCCAAUUACAUACAUAUUUGUGUUUAAUUUUGAAAUGGAAAUAUAGUGAAUUAUCAUAUAUCUGUACUAAGCUAUAGUGUUUUCUCGGAGUUAGAUUCAGACUUUCCGUCACAAUGGCUUCAAUCAAUGGUCGCGACCAAAAGAUAGAACAGCAACGUCAAUUAAUGGAGCAGAAAAUGAAACAAAAGCGGCAACAUUCGGGUAUGGUCCAAGCCAACGAUCUUAGGGUAGGAUCAGCUAAGCGCCCUAUAUCUGGAAGUCGAUCCAGGGAGCUCCACGGUAAGUCUCCUCUGAUAUAUAAAUUGUUUUCUCCCUUUUUAUAUGUACUUCAUUUUCUCAACAUCUUUUUUUUUUUGUUUUUCGUUUUAAUUUUGUUAUGCGCCUUUAAUUUUUUUGCGACAGGCUAUGAUGGUCCGAUGCAAUUUCUCAUGUCACCCGUCAAUCCAGAUCAAGUAAUUCCACUCCAAACAAAUAGAAUAUCAACUUAUGAUGGUGAGUAAAUGCUUUACCGAGUAUGUUGUAUUUAUUAGUUGAUAUAUUUUUAUUUAUAUAAUUGAUUUAUUACUUCUAUAGAGCAUGUCUACUUUAUUAUGUUUAUAUACUUAUAAAACAACCCAAUGACCUAUUUAGAUGUCAAAUUGACAAUUUGACAUCAAAGUAGGUCAAAUUGAUGUGCUAUGAAUGGUCAUACAACAUAAAUAAAAACUUGCAAAGCCAUAAAUACAUAUUACGACUUUUGGA